Micromonas commoda is the source of this 1547-nucleotide messenger RNA. RefSeq lists its product with no specific name. Bases 69 to 1340 code for a protein of 423 amino acids. NCBI's taxonomy places the organism in Eukaryota, Viridiplantae, Chlorophyta, Mamiellophyceae, Mamiellales, Mamiellaceae. The record is from RefSeq and is a predicted model, not a curated record. The transcript has 2 exons.
CCGUCUCCGAGUCCGUCGACGCGCCCUCCGACGAGACCGCCGCCGACGCUCCCGAGGGCGAGGAGGCGAUGACCGAGCCCGAGCCCACCGGCGAGCCCGUCUCCGAGGCUGUCGCCGCCGACCCGGACCCCGCCGACGCCGAUGAACCCGCCGAUGAAUCUGCGCAAGUUGAAGAUCAAUCCGGCGAGGCGGUGACGGAGGCGAAGAAGACGGCUGCGCCCGCGUCGCCGCCCGCCGCCGUGCCCGAACCCGCGUCCCCCGAGGGCGCGGACCCCGAGGCGCUCAAGUCCAUCGGCGAGGGCGCCGGUGAACCGGGAUCCCCGGGUGGCGAGGGUGACGACUUCGGCGCUGCUCAGGCGGCGGACGAGGACGCCGCCGGCCGCAUCGCCGAGCUUGAGCACCGCCUGGAGACGGCGGAGCAGCAGCUCUUGUCGGAGGAACAGACGACGCAGGAGAUCAGCCAGCUCAUGGCGAGCCUCGAGCAGCAGCUCAAGCAGUCCCAGGCCCAGAAGUUCCGCCUCGAGGAGCAGGUCGAGGAGGUGUCCAGGAGGCUCGAAGACGAGAUCGAGCUCAAGGAGCAGGCGAUGGCGGAUCUCCAGAACCUGUCCCACGAGCAGCAGCGCAACGCCGCGCUCAAGGCUGCGCUCUCCGCCGAGCAGGGUAACCUCCAGGCGGAGAAGGCCAAGAUCCAGCAGGAGAUCGAGGAGGCGCGCCAGGAAGCUGCGCGAUCCGCCGACGCCCUGGCCCGAGCCGAGGAGGCGAUUCGUCAGGAGGAAACCGUCGCCAGGCUCAAGCUCGAGGCGGAACACAACGCCAAGGUGAGCCGACUCGCGUCCGAGAUUGACCGUCUGCGGGAUGAACUCGAGCAGCGCACCAACUCCAUGGGUAACGAGAUGAUGAGGUGGAAGUCCCAGGCUGACGCCGCCGCCAACGCUGUCAGCCUGGCCAAGGAUGAGGUGAUGGAGCGCAAGCGCGAGCUCGACAUCACCAAGGAGAAGAUGGACCACCUGGUUGAGAAGCUCUACAUCGGCCGCGAGAAGGGCCUGGAGCUCCGCGGCGCCAUCGACUUCCACCUCGAGCGUCAUCGCACCAACUACCAAUCCGGGCGCGGCGGCGACAAGCUCCCGGGCAUUCGCAGGGGCGGCGCGCCGGCUCUCGCGGCGGCGCCCUCGGGUGGCGCGUCCAAGCCCCGAGCCGCCAAGGGUGCCUUCGGCAUGCCCGCGGAGAAGACGCCCCGUCGCGGAUCCAUGGCUGGCGGAAACAUGUUCACCCCGGCGCACGACCUCAACCGCCCCAGCGGUGGCGGCGCGGCCUACGGUGCGAGGAGGGGCAGGCGCUAACCCGCCGGACCCUCGCGGGCGUCGAGAGGAGGAGGAGAAGGAGACGGAUGGAAGGAUGGAUGGAUGCCAAAGAUGAAGAGUCGCCGAGCGCGACGUGUACAUACCCUCGAACAACCGGGAUUAAUUCUGUUUACACCCAAGGCACCACACCCGCGGCGAUCGAGGCGCCGCGGAGGUCCAUUUUAUAUCACCCAAGAUAACACACAC